Messenger RNA from Trachemys scripta elegans, 4986 nucleotides. Its product is annotated as zinc finger protein 420-like. Gene Ontology annotation, molecular function: RNA polymerase II cis-regulatory region sequence-specific DNA binding; DNA-binding transcription factor activity, RNA polymerase II-specific. The transcript has 6 exons. Lineage: Eukaryota; Metazoa; Chordata; Testudines; Emydidae. The record is from RefSeq and is a predicted model, not a curated record. Gene Ontology annotation, biological process: regulation of transcription by RNA polymerase II. The coding region runs from base 23 to 3226 and encodes 1067 amino acids.
GAGAGCCCUCUACAGAGCCGUCAUGCAGGAGAACUAUGACACUGUGACCUCGCUGGGUGACGGGAUGGUGAGUGAGAACACGGAGCCGAUGUCUCAGCAGGAAGAGGCUGAGGGAGUGGAAGCACAUAGGGGAUUAUCGCAAAGAUCUAAAAGGAAUGCGUCCAUGUGUCGUGAGCAGGGAAAAGCCUGUGAGAGUCAGCGCAGGCCAGGGAUGCAACAGGGCAACCAGUCAGGGGAGAAAGCUGGUGAAUCUAUUAAUUGUGAGGGAAUGCACAAGGACCUCAAGAAAUCCACAGCCCAGCAGAGAACCCUCAUGGGAGAUAGAAACAACACAUUUACUGAGCGUGGGGAAAACUUCAGUAACCGCUCUGUCCUUAUUACCCAUGAGAGAAUCCUCGCGAAAGAGAGACUCUAUGAAUGCAGUGAGUGCAGGAAAACCUUCACUCGGAGCUCACACCUUAUUAGACAUCAGAGAAACCAUACGGGAGAGAAGCCCUAUGAGUGCUGUGAGUGUGGGAAAAGCUUCAGUCAGAGUUCAGACCUUAUCAGACACCAGCGAAGUCAUGUGGGAGAGAGACCGUACGAAUGCUGUGACUGCGGGAAAAACUUUAUUUACCGCUCAGACCUUAUUAGACACCAGAGAAUCCACACUGGACUGAGACCCUACGAAUGUGGUGAGUGUGGGAAAAACUUCAGUGACCGCUCAGACCUUCUUACGCACCAGAGAAUCCACACAGGAGAGAGACCCUAUGAGUGCUGUGAGUGCGGGAAAACCUUCACUCGGUGUUCACACCUUGUUAGGCAUCAGAGAAGCCACACAGGGGAGAAACCCUAUGAAUGCUGUGAGUGCGGGAAAAGCUUUGCUGACAGCUCAGCCCUUAUUAAUCAUCAGAGAAUCCACACGGGAGAGAGACCCUAUGAAUGCAGUGAGUGCGGGAAAACCUUCAUUGACAGCUCAGCCUUUAGUAAACAUCAGAGGAUCCACAAAAAAGAGAGACCCUAUGAGUGCUGUGAGUGUGGGAAAAGCUUCAAUGUGAGCUCAGCCCUGGUUAGACAUCAGAGGAUCCACACAGGAGAAAGACCCUAUAGAUGCUCCGAGUGUGGGAAAAGCUUCCAUCAGAGGUCACACCUCAUUUAUCAUCAGAGAAUCUGCAAAGGAGAUCAACAACAUACAGAUCUUAGAGCCGUCAUGCAGGAGAACUAUGAGAAUGUGACCUCGCUGGGCUUUCCAGUUUCCAAACCUGAUGUGAUCUCCCAGCUGGAACAAGGGGCAGAGCCGUGGGUCCCAGACCUCCAGGGUUCAGGGGAAAGAGAGAUCCUGAGAGGUCCCUGCACAGCAGGUGAUGCGAUGGUGAGUGAGAAUGAGGAGCAGAAUUCUCCGCAGAAAGAUGCUGAGCAAGUGGAACCACACAGAGCAUUAACGCAAACAUCCGAAGGGAAUGUCUCCAGGAGUCAUGAGCAGGGAAUAGCCUGUGAGAUUCAGCAGACACCAGAGAGAGAGCAGGGAAACCAGCCAGGGGAGAAAUUGGAUAAAUUCAUUUGCUCUCGGGGAACUCACAAGGACCUCAAGGAAACCACAGCCCAGCAGAAAAUCCUCAGGGGUCAGAGAAAAAAUACAUCCACUGAGUGUGGGAAAAGCUUUAGGGACCACUCAGUCCUUCUUGCACAUCAGAGAAUACACAGAGGAGACAGACCCUAUGUAUGCUGUGAGUGCGGGAAAACCUUCAUUCGGCGCGCUCACCUUCUUACACAUCAGAGAAUCCACACAGGUGAGAAACGCUAUGCAUGCUGUGAGUGCAGGAAAAGCUUCACUGAUCUCUCAUCCCUUAUCUCUCAUCAGAGAGUCCACACGGGAGAGAAACCCUAUGAAUGCUGGGAGUGCGGGAAAAGCUUCUCUCAGAGCUCAACCCUCAUUACACAUCACAGAAUUCACACAGGACAAAGACCCUACGAAUGCUGUGAGUGCGGAAAAACCUUCACUCAGAGCUCACACCUUACUAUACAUCAGAAAAUCCACACAGGAGAGAAACCCUAUGUAUGUUGUGAGUGUAGGAAAAGCUUCACUCUGAGGUCGCACCUCAUUCGGCAUCAGAGAAUCCACACAGGAGAGAAACCCUUUGAAUGCUGUGAGUGUGGGAAAAACUUCACUCUGAGCUCAGACCUUACUACGCAUCAGAGAAUCCAUACGGGAGAGAGACCUUAUGCAUGCUGUGAGUGCGGGAAAAGCUUCACUCGGAGUUCAGCCCUGACUAGACAUCACAGAAUCCACACGGGAGAGAGACCCUAUGAAUGCUGUGAGUGCGGGAAAAGCUUCACUCGGAGCUCAGCCCUUACUAGACAUCACAGAAUCUGCAAGGGAAGAAAAACUACAUGUCCUGAGUGUGGGAAAUACUUUAGUCACUGCUCAUCCCUUAUUAGACAUCAGAGAAUACACACAGGGGAAAGACCCUAUGAAUGCUGUGAGUGCGGGAAAAGCUUCACUAACAACUCAAGCCUUAUUACGCAUCAGAGAAUCCACACAGGGGAAAGACCCUAUGAAUGCAGGGAGUGUGGAAAAAGCUUCACUGACAGCUCACACCUUACUAAACAUCACAAAGUCCACACUGGGCAGGGACUCUAUGAAUGCGGUGAAUGUGGAAAAAGCUUCACGGAUAGCUCAGCCCUUCUUAAACAUCACAGAAUCCACACGGGAGAGAGACCCUACGUAUGCUGUGAGUGUCGGAAAGCCUUCAGUCAGAGCUUUGAGCUUACUAGACAUCAGAGAAUCCACACGGGGGAGAGACCUUAUGGAUGCUGUGAGUGCGGGAAAAGCUUCAUUCAGCAUUCACACCUCAUUAGGCAUCAGAGAAACCACACAGGUGAGAGACCCUAUAAAUGCGGUGAGUGCGGGAAAAGCUUCACUCAGAGCUCAGACCUCAUUAUACAUCAAAGAAUGCACACGGGGGAGAGACCUUACGUAUGCUCUGAGUGCGGGAAAACCUUCAUUCAGCAUUCACACCUCAUUAGACAUCAGAGAAACCACACGGGUGAGAAACCCUAUGAGUGCUGUGAGUGUGAGAAGACCUUCAUUCAGCUGUCAGAACUUACUCGACAUGAAAGAAUCCACACAGGAGAGAAGCCCUAUGAAUGCCGUGAGUGUGGGACAAGGUUCACUCAGAGCUCAUCCCUUAAAUAUCAUCAGAGAAUCUGCAAGGGAGAGAAACACCAUAAAAACCUCACAGGCUAGCCAGACAUUUUUUUCUUUAAUACUUUUGCUAAUUUCCAUAUAGUAACCUUUAAGUCUGUUUGAACCGUUUGCAGCACCAUUAUCCCUCAGCUUGUCCAGAAGAGUUGCCCAUUUUUGCCUUUUGCAUUUCGCCCUGUUUUGGAGUGGACCCGGUUGUCCUUGCUAUCAACUCCAUUGUCCCAGGAGUAAUGGGAGUGCGUCCCUUCUUCCAGGAAACAAGGAGCAUCACAUUUAUACUGUUCCUCCUAUUGUAAAGUUAUUAUUAGGGUCAUCCAUGAUACAGAUUGUUUCAUUCUCAGUUGUUCUCACGUUGCUCUGGGUUGUGCUGAAGAGCCGUUAUUUUUGGACCUUUUCCCCCCGUUAUAUUUAAAUGUAUUUUAAAUGAAGAGGAGCAGUGGCAGGGAAAAACGUGUCAUUUCAGCCUCGGUGACACUGGAAGGAGAUGGGGUGACUCACAGAGAUUCCUUCCUUCCCCAUCACUGCAGAACUGUUACCUCCUGUCUGAGCCAGGCAGAGUUUAUCUUCAUCACAUUCUGUCCCUCUACUUCUCAGUGUCAUGUGGUGCAGUGUUCUCAGUUGUCUGUGUUUGGAGAUGACGCUUUGACUUCUUUAAUCCUAUAGCAGAGUCACUAUGACUGGAGAUGAAAAUGUCAAAGACCUGGAAGGGGAAUUCAAAUGGAUCCCAAACACAAUGGGAUUAUUUGCAGUUUAAAUCCCAGUUUCCAACUAUUGGCCAAGCCACUUGGGGGAAGGUUGGCUGUAUUUUCCUCCAUUAUGACGAUACUAAAAUGCUAAAACUUUUCUAAAUUACAUAACUCGACAGUGCUGAAUGAAGCAGGUUUGAAUGGAUCAGAGGAGAAUGUGGUGGGAGAAUCUCUUGUCCCAAUUCUGAGUUAUUAGAUGUAACCUGCUCUGGAAUUUCACUCAACACUUUCAUUGUCAUGUAUUCUGUCUCUCUGUGAUGUGGGUUUCUAUCUUUCCUGAAAAGUUGUUUGGUCGCCCAAUUGGAUAUUAGUUUACUUUGAUGAGACGUAGCUCAGAUUUAUUGGAGACUUUGAGACAAAUGACCAUUUGCUAAAGUCAUUACUUCUCACUUCAGCGUUGCUUUUUCCCCACCCCUCCAUGAUGACGUGGAGAAAGUUCAAGUGCAGUUCAGUCAACAGGAGAGAACUCUCCAAUUUACUGGACACGCUAACAAAGAAGCAGCAGUGAUUUUAAAUCUCCACUGGGAAAUGGUGAACAACAGCAGAACCCCAACUAACUGAAGCAAGUGCAGAUGACCACAGUGGAGUUCAAUUGUUUAAGCCAGUGGUUCUCAAACUUCAUUGCACCGUGACCCCCGUCUGACAACAAAAAUUAAUCCAUGACAUGCUCCUCCCCCUGAUGGACGCUGAAGCCCAGGGCGGCAGGACAGUAGCCCGAGCUCUGCUCUGCAGAGUGGAUGAAGCCACACCCGAGUCCUGCCGUGUGUGUGUGUGUGUUGGGGGAGGAAUGAAGCUGCACCCCAAGUCCUGCCAUAUGGGGGGGCUGAAGAUGCAGAAUAGCUGCAGAAAAAUAUCUAUUUUUGAAUAGAAACUCCACCUCUGGUAACUUACCAAGAUUCUUGUCCAGGCCUUUAGCUAGUUCCUAAGUUAAAGAAACACUGGGCAUGUUUGGGGAAGCCGUUCCGCACUAGCACUGCUGAGAUUUUUGAGUGGUUUGGUAAAGGGUUCUACUUCCGAGAAGUGUAAAUGUACCCUAGCCAAGGCCAAUGAUUCGGG